This is a messenger RNA of Striga asiatica, 2091 nucleotides long. The record is from the annotation of a GenBank genome assembly. NCBI's taxonomy places the organism in Eukaryota, Viridiplantae, Streptophyta, Magnoliopsida, Lamiales, Orobanchaceae.
AACUCUCAAGGACAGGCCACCAAGGAUGCCGGUGCCAUUGCCGGCCUCAAUGUCAUCCGCAUCAUCAAUGAGCCCACUGCUGCCGCCAUUGCCUAUGGCUUCAACUACAAAGCAGAGAAGAAGAAUGUGUUGGUCUUCGACUUAGGAGGUGGCACCUGUGACGUCUCCAUCCUGACAAUAUCAAAGGUUACCUUCGAGGUGAGGGCCACCGCUGGCGACACCCACCUUGGCGGGGAGGAUUUCGACAACCGCAUUGUUGCUCACUUUGCCAAAGAGUUCAAGCGCAAGUACAACAAGGACCUUUCUGAAAACCUGCGGGCCCUACGGAGGCUGAGGACAGCUUGCGAGAGGGCGAAGAGGGUUCUCUCGACCAAUACUAAGAAUAAUGUGGACGUUGAGUGUCUGCACGAGGGAAUUGACUUUCACUCUAGCAUUACCCCCGCUAAAUUCGAGGAUCUCAACAUGGACCUGUUCGAAAAAUGCGUCGAGCCUGUAGAGAGCUGCCUGAGAGAUGCUGGGGUGGAGAAGGCUGCCAUCCAUGAUGUCGUUCUGGUUGGAGGCUCGAGCAGGAUUCCCAAGGUUCAGAAGAUGCUGCAGUUUAUUUUCGAGGGAAAGGAGCUGUGCAGGAGCAUUAACCCAGAUGAGGCAGUUGCGUACGGUACCGCCGUGCAUGCAGCCGUCCUACGUGGCAUAGGGGACGACAAGGUGCGGGACCUCGUACUCCUCGAUGUGACCCCUCUCUCAUUAGGAGUGCACACUGUCGGGGAGGCCAUGUAUGUCGUGGUCCCGCGGAACACGACUGUCCCCACCCAGAAAGAGCGAACAUUGUACACAAAUGUAGAUAACCAGUCAUCUAUGAGACUCUCGGUCAACGAGGGCGAGCGGGCAAGGUCAACAGACAACAACCUGCUCACGCACAACUCUCAAAGACAAGCCACCAAGGAUGCCGGUGCCAUUGCCGGCCUCAAUGUCAUCCGCAUCAUCAAUGAGCCCACUACUGCCGCCAUUGCCUAUGGCCUCAACUACAAAGGAGAGAAGAAGAAUGUGUUGGUCUUCGACUUAGGCGGUGGCACCUGUGACGUCUCCAUCCUGACAAUAUCAAAGGGUACCUUCGAGGUGAGGGCCACCGCUGGCGACACCAACCUUGGCGGGGAGGAUUUCGACAACCGCAUUGUUGCUCACUUUGCCAAAGAGUUCAAGCGCAAAAAACCUGCAGGCCUACGGAGGCUGAGGACAGCUUGCGAGAGGGCGAAGAGGGUUCUCUCGACCAAUACUAAGACCAAUGUGGACGUUGAGUGUCUGCACGAGGGAAUUGACUUUCACUCUAGCAUUACCCGCGCUAAAUUCGAGGAUCUCAACAUGGACCUGUUCGAAAAAUGCACCGAGCCUGUAGAGAGCUGCCUGAGAGAUGUUGGGGUGGAGAAGGCUUCCAUCCAUGAUGUCGUUCUGGUUGGAGGCUCGAGCAGGAUUCCCAUGGUUCAGAAGAUGCUGCAGUUUAUUUUCGAGGGAAAGGAGCUGUGUAGGAGCAUUAACCCGGAUGAGGCUACAUCUAUGAGACUCCCGGUCUACGAGGGCGCACGGGCGAGGUCAACAGACAACAACCUGCUCGCGCAGUUCAUACUGAAGGGAAUUCCACCUACCCCGAGGCGCGUGCAAAUGGUGGACGUGUGCUUCAAAAUUGACGCCAACGGCAUACUCAGUGUAUCGGCAAAAGAGAGGUCGACGGGCAGAACAAACGGGAUCACUAUAACCAAUGAAGAAGGGAGGUUGUCGAAAGAGAAGAUUGAUAGGAUAGUGUGGGAUGCCGCGAGACACAGGGGGGAGGAUGAUGACUACAGGAGGAGGGUCAAUGCUAGGAACAGCCUCGAGGAUUAUGCUUAUGAAAUGAGGAACACAAUCAGUGCUGCAGCCGGGCUGGCGGCGGCCGAUAAGAAGAUGGUGGAGGAUGCGGCGGUGUCGAUUAUUCAGUGGGUGAGGGAGAUGAAUUGGAUGAAGGCCAGUGUCGAUGAGCUCAACCAUAGGAUGCGUGAGCUUAAGAGCAUUUGCUGGCCUAUCAUUAUUAAAAUUAUUGAUUUGGAGUCCGACUUCGAU